Molecule: messenger RNA, 1575 nt
Organism: Sordaria macrospora k-hell
Lineage: Eukaryota; Fungi; Ascomycota; Sordariomycetes; Sordariales; Sordariaceae
Source: RefSeq, a predicted model, not a curated record
AUGGCAACAAACGGUAAUGUUAAUCACAGCGACCAGUACGCGACGCCCAGCUCGACAACCGACGCCGCCUCGGCCAAUACUUCCACCACUUCCCAGAGCCAGAACCAGACCCUCCCCAACGAUGAGGUCGGCUGGUACUUCGUCGAGCAAUACUACACCACCCUGAGCAAGAACCCCGAGAAGCUCCACCUCUUCUACGGCAAGAAGUCCCAGUUCGUCUACGGUCAGGAGGCCGAGAUCUCCUCUGUUUCCUAUGGCAGGCAGGGUAUCCAGGAGCGCAUUAAGGGACUCGAUUUCCAGGACUGCAAGGUCCGCAUCUCGAAUGUCGAUUCGCAAGGCUCCGGCGACAACAUCGUCAUCCAGGUCAUCGGCGAGACCUCCAACAAGGGCGCCGAGCCCAAGAAGUUCGUCCAGACCUUCGUCCUUGCCCAGCAACCCUCGGGCUACUUCGUCCUGAACGAUAUGCUCCGCUACAUCAAGGAGGAGGUUGAGGAGGAGGUCGAGGAGCCCGCCCAGGAGGCUGCUGCCACUCCCGAGGAGGAGGCCCCCGCUCAGCCCGAGGCUCCUGUUGAGGCCGCUGCUGAGCCUGUCGAGGAGACCAAGGAGCCGGAGCCGGAGGCUGUCGAGCUCGAUGCCAGCGCUGUUGACGAGAAGCUUGAAGAGGUUGUCAAGGAGGAGCAGACGCCCGCUGCUGAGCCCGUAGAGGCCGCUGCUGAGCCCGUUGAGGAGGCCAAGCAGCCCGAGCCGGAGGCUGCUCCCGAGCAGGUUCCCGAGCAGGUUCCCGAGCAGGUUCCCGAGCAGGCUCCCGAGCCUGAGAAGGUUGCUGAGGAGAUUGUCAAGGAGGAGGUUAAGAAGCCUGAGGAGCCCAAGGCCCCUACUCCCUCUCCUGCCCCUCCUGCGAAGCCCAAGGAGCCUCCCAAGCCCAAGACCUGGGCCAACCUGGUCGCUGUUGCUGCCGGCCCCAAGCCUGUCGUUCCUCUGACCAAGGCCGUUACUCCUGCGGUUCCUGCCCAGACCCGCACCGCUGCCCCUGCGGCCGCUCAGCAGCCCGCCGCCGAGCCCGCUGCCGCCCCCAAGGAGCAGGCCAACGAGUGGCAAACCGCUGAGACCAAGCGCCAGACCCGUCCCCAGUCCAUGGUCGCCAGCGCCGAGAAGGAGAGUGCUAUGGCCUACAUCAAGUAUGUUACAGACAAGGUCAAGGAUGAGGACCUCAAGGGUCUCCUGAGCAGCUUCGGCGAGCUCGUUUACUUCGACAUCAACCGCACCAAGAACUGCGCUUUCGUCGAAUUCAAGACCCAGGCCGGCUACAACGCCGCCGUUGCCGCCAACCCCCACACCGUUAAUGGCGAGAACAUUGUUGUUGAGCAGCGUCGCCCCAAGUCUACUGCCUUCGGUGGUAGCAACUACAGCUCCACUGGCGGCCGUGGCGGCGCCGCCGGCCGUGGCCGUGGUGGCUUCGAGGGUGGUCGCUCCGGCAGCCAGAGCGGCGGCCGUGGUGGAUUUGGUGGCCAGUCUCGUGGCCGCGGCGGAGCCAACCGUGGCCGUGCCCCUACUGCUCAACCCCCUACCGCUUAG